AUGGUUGUGAGGGAACAGACACCGUCGGAAGUGCUUGCAAUAGUCCCGAUUCAGGUUUUUGUGCCGGCAUCCCAAACAACCACUGAGACAGAUUUUGAACCAACCCCUAUGCUACAGAUUGAAGGGACUACAGAAACCACUCCUGAAACCCCCAAACAACUUCAAGAGAUCACACCCACGGUUCCCCCAGCUCCAACUAAAAUUCAUCCAGACGCAGAAGACGCUGCUGCCCUGUUGAUGAUGGCACGGACAGCAUCCUAUGUUCCUAAAACAGAUCCAGGGGUGCCAUCAUUCAGCCUUGGAUUGACUGAUUCAAGCCAGGAGGGGGCGUCAACGCAGGAGACAGAAAGGGAAAAAUCUCCAGAAGCUGCGAAUUUGAUAGAACAAUUGGACAGUUUGGUCCAAAGAAUAACAAGCAGCGCGGCGAAAGGAAAAAACACAACACCUAAAACGCAGAGAGCAACAUAUAUCACAAGAGCUAAUAGCUUUGUUUCCAGGUUUGGGGACACGAAAAGCUCUUCCAUCAAACCAGGAAACUCAGUCCAAAUGCAGAAGCAAAGGUUGGAGGGUAAGGUGGCUCUAAUCACGAGAGCAGCCAUUGAAAUCGGAGAAUAA
Arachis ipaensis is the source of this 615-nucleotide messenger RNA. The record is from RefSeq and is a predicted model, not a curated record. Lineage: Eukaryota; Viridiplantae; Streptophyta; Magnoliopsida; Fabales; Fabaceae.